AUGAGUCGACCUCAAAAUGGGAACGAGAUGGAUCAAACAUAUGGAUCCGGGGGUUCGGUUCGGAGGGCCAGAGAAAGAGCUGAGGCGGGGCUACCCAGGGAGAUGUUUGCGGGAAUACCACCGUCCUCGAUACCACGGCGCGUGGUAGGAAAUCCUGGAAGUAGACCGCAAGCGCCGGAAGGUUUGCAGACAAGAGAUGAGAAUGGAAAUAUUGGCAUGGCUAUUUCGAGACCACAACCGGCGCCUCAAUGGCCCCUUCCAGGACCAAUCUCGUCUCCUCCAUCUUCGGACGGGUCAGAGCCGUACCGACCGCCGUUGGGCAAAUCGCAACCACCGCAGCGACCGCCACGACCGAGCCAAGUUCCGUCCAUGUUGGAUGCCUCGAGGAUGCAGGAUCAUACACCAGUCUUCCAGUACGCGCCGCAGAACCAACGAAUGUCGGAAAUGUCAGUGCCAGAAACCCCCGCCACCUCGGGGUCCUCGAGACUAUCGGUCGCUUCGUCGGUCGGGUCCAUUCCCGACUUUCCGUUACCAACGACCCCAGGCCAAACGCCAGGCCCGACUCCGGGCCCGACUCCACCGCCGGUGCCGCUGUUACCGCCACCGCGAAGAAGUGUGAUUCUCGGACCUCCGCCGUCUUCGAGGCGGGGAGCUUCUUCGUUUUAUUCGACUAUAUCUUAUGUGUCUCCAAUCCCAGAAGAGAGUCCCCGGUCGCGAUCACAUGCUUCUUAUGCGUCGAGCGCAGCGAUACCCGAGAGUUUUGGGACGAUAUCACCGGGUAUCAGUUCCGAUGGCAACUACUUCGAUGAUGCGAUUGCCGAGGAGUCGGUGUACAGCGACGAUGCGGACGAGAGCCGGCUGGUUAGGAGUGCGAGCGUAGGAAGAAAGGGCAAGCCGUCUCUGGUGACAACGAGAAGUUCGGAACCGAGAGGGGAUCGGGAGUCGGUACCGAUAGUACUACAACCAAUACCCCAACCAAUACCGAGACCUAUGCAAGUCGAGACCCUCCAGGACGGUAUGAGCUACCUCGACAUGUCUUCUAGCUCGUCGGCCACGCCGUCUUCCUCGAACCGACCGCCUGUCAAGGCACCCGUGACGGCGGACACGAUGCUUGGUGCUUUUGAAGCCGCCAGUGCGACAGAUCCAACAUCGAUGAGGAAUACAACUUCGUCGCCCAAGCACUUCAGCAGAUUAUCAGCUCUUCGGCGGCCGCCACGCCUUAAUAUGGAUGCUGUCAGGGAAGCUGAAGCCAGAGGAAGUCUGACAAGUUUGCCGGACCUCAUUCGACGGGCGACCAGGUUGGCAUCUUUGAUGGAGAGGGGCAAGCGGCCAGCAAGUCGUUUUGAUGAGCUCGACUUUCCCGAGGAUAUUUACAAUCGUGACCUCGAGAAAGACCCAUCUUACGAACUGGACAAGCAUCAGUCAGGCCUUUCCGACAUGUUGGCUGCCUUCCCGCCGCCGGCGCAGGCUAACAGCCGGCGCAGUGUACGACAAAGCAGGGCAUCAUGGCCUCUGGCAUUCCCGUUGGGCCGGAUGUCGGUCCGGGGGGCACCCAAUGUACCGGAACAGACGACCACGGACGUCACUUCUUCGCCGCAACCGAGGCAGCCUCCAAAAGGACGCCGCUGUUGUGGACUUCCCAUGUGGGGCUUCAUAUUACUCAUGAUCGUUCUUCUCCUUGUGAUGGCAGCUGCGGUGGUAAUUCCCGUCGAAUUCUUCGUCGUUCGAAAACAGCAAGUCCAAAAUACGACGACAUCAGCCCUAGCAACCUGUCAGGCUCAAGUGAAAUGCGAUAACGGAGGCACCAAUGUCAUUACGGACGGGGUUUGCUCGUGCAUAUGUUCCAACGGAUUUACCGGUGCGAAUUGCACCAUCUCGAGCUCUCAAGGAUGCACCACGACUUCCUUCGGCUCUGGAGACAAUAAUCUCAACAAUGUCACUCUGGGCGAAGCUAUCCCUCGACUAAUCCAGGAGGCCCAGACCAACUUCUCCAUCGCCCUCAGCGCAACGAGGAUUCUAUCCAAGUUCAACGCAGCUAAUCUUUCCUGCAAUUCGGAGAAUGCUCUGGUCACUUUCAAUGGCCAAUCUUCCAGAGACCAGGAUGCCUCAGCAGUGGCAGACUCGAGCUUAUCUGAGAACUUUUUGCAGAUCGUACAGGCUGAGGAAGUCAUCACUAUAUCGGUUUUAUCGGACUUGAAUGUCAUCCUCACACUUGACCCUGCGGCAACUAAUUCUGUGUACAUAACGACCCUUUCUAUGGGCGCUCCUGCAUCCAUGGUCACUGUUGGAACAUCCGUAGUUCAGACGACGAUUACGAUGACCAUAACGGCUACUCCAACCUCGACUCCAGCGCCGACCACAACGACUACACCGAUUGUGACCGCAUCCGCCAGCACAACAAGUGCCGCUGGGUCGACGUCAACUUUUGCUGCGACGGAGCAGGCACUGGACUUUGCCCGGGUCGCUGUGCUGUUUGUGUUGCAGGAAGAGUCUCUGGAAGGGGCCUCAAAUGCCCAAAUCACGCUCCAGAAACUCUUCAGUACCGCGGGUUCUAUCAACGAUGCGAGAAAUGUCACAAUUGGUGGAGAUAACACGAUUGACCUGGUCAAUUUUCUGGUCGACCUGGGCUCAGAUGACUGA
Molecule: messenger RNA, 2640 nt
Organism: Pseudomassariella vexata
Lineage: Eukaryota; Fungi; Ascomycota; Sordariomycetes; Amphisphaeriales; Pseudomassariaceae
Exons: 2
Coding region: 1-2640 (879 amino acids)
Source: RefSeq, a predicted model, not a curated record